Argiope bruennichi is the source of this 984-nucleotide messenger RNA. Its product is annotated as rab-like protein 3. The record is from RefSeq and is a predicted model, not a curated record. Gene Ontology annotation, molecular function: GTPase activity. Lineage: Eukaryota; Metazoa; Arthropoda; Arachnida; Araneae; Araneidae. Gene Ontology annotation, cellular component: endomembrane system. Bases 150 to 845 code for a protein of 231 amino acids. The transcript is spliced from 7 exons. Gene Ontology annotation, biological process: intracellular protein transport.
UUAUCCAAUCGGAUUUUUAUCAAACUCCUGUUUCUAUCUUUUGCUUUGUUUACGUUUCAUGGCAUCGGUAAUUUGCGGAUUAUAAUAAAUGUAUUGUUGAAAAGCAUAGAAUGAAAUCUUAGUAACAUUCUACGAUUUUGAAAAAUUAAAUGGCUUCUAUAGAAAAAGUUAAAAUAUUAGUUGUAGGUGACUCUGGUGUAGGAAAAUCAUCAUUAGUGCAUCUUAUUGCACAUUCUGAAGCUAUUAAUAACCCAUCAUGGACUAUUGGAAGUUCUGUAGAAGUAAAGCUGCAUGAAUAUAAAGAGGGGACUCCAUUUCAGAAAACUUACUUUAUAGAGAUGUGGGAUGUUGGUGGGUCAAACAGCCACCAAAACACUAGGCAUAUUUUUUACAAUUCUUACCAUGGUGUUAUUUUAGUUCAUGACUUAACAAAUAGAAAAUCAAAACAAAAUCUUAGGAAGUGGCUUGCUGAAGUUCUAUCUAAAGAUAAUCCAGGAAAGAAAAAUAAUGGUUGGUAUAAUUACGAUUCUGAGCAGUUCAUUGAUAAUCCUGUUCCAGUUCUUGUAAUUGGUACAAAACAAGAUCUUGCAAUGGAAGUCUAUCCUCCUGGAAGAACUAAACGAACUGCAUCGAUUGCAGAAGAAUGUGGUGCUGAUGAAAUUUAUGUGGAUUGCAGGCAGACUCGUUCAUUUGCACCAGGAUCUAGCAAUGCUGUGAAACUCAGUCGAUAUUUUGAUAAGGUUAUUGAAAAGAAAUAUCAGGGUCAAGGUGGUGGUUUUGUGUCUUCAGCCAUAGACAGAAGGCGAUUAGCAUCAUAUUCCAACAAACAAUCUCAUGUAGAUUAAUAUAUUUAUUAACUGUGUAUAAAAAGAAAUCUUGUGUGGUAUAUAUGUAUUCUAUGAAACAAAUAUUUUAUAAUCAAACAAUUUAUAACGAAUUUAUAUUUAUUAAAAUAGUGCAUUAUUAAAUUUGUUAUUAAAUAUU